AUGGAAGCCAUGAGAGGCCUAUGGAUGGGUAUAAACACACUGAAUGAACAAAGGUACCUCCCUGGUGGUUACGAGAGUAGCUACCUGAGCAAGAACAAGAUUCGUUGCUUCUAUUGUUACUUGCUCAGAAAGGAUUACAGACUCUACAAAGUUCAUAACAAGAAGGGUUUGGAACAACUCCAACGGGACUCAACUCCUCGGAAUGCGGUGCCUCCGCCAGAGAGCUUUGUGCUCGCUCCCAAAAAAGUCGAGCCUGAGUAUGUGUGGGAUCCAACGAAGCGGGAGCUUCCAGAGCCCGAAGUCGGAAACGAUGAGCCAAAAUUGCUCUACUUUCCUUUCUUCGAAACUCAAGAGGUUCCUGGCAAGCAUGGCUUCUGGUUCAUGGGAAGCACUAAAAUUGAGCAUAAGCUGUGGGUCAAGAGAGAGACCGGAUACGUCCCGGAGUGCCUUUACCACCCUGGUAAACCUAUCAAUGAUGUUUUCACUUGUUGCGAAAGGCCCGCAACUUCAUGCGGGUGUCUUCUUAGACUGAAGCACGACUCGAACGAUGACGAAGGAGUAGUCCGCCCGUUUUACACCCCUCGCUACGGAGACAAUUGGAAAUUCAACAAUGGCGACAUUCACGAGAGACUGCGGAUCGUCACACCCACCCACCGAUCUGGAGUGGUAGUCUCCUGCAAGACAGGAAUAAACCGCCGGGGUGAACAUGAGCUCAUCCGACUGAGUGCCGUUGAUCUCUACAGCGGCGAAGUUCUCCUCGACCACUUCGUGUGGCCCAAGGUCCCCAUGCUGCAUUUGGACACCCCGCGUAGCUGCAUCACCUGGACAAUGAUGAACGAUGCACACAAGAAAGGUCUCUGUCUAGACGGGGUCGAAGAAGCCCAGAAAUGUCUCUGGGACUAUGUUAACAGGUUCACAUAUAUCGUUCUCCAUCAAGGCCGCGACGACAUGAUUCACCUACGAUGGAGAUUCGAGCGCCAAAGAGUUAUCGACACCUAUGAGCUUGAAAGCCGGCGUGAGGUUCCUGAAAGGAACCGAAGUCUGAAGAAUCUCAGCCGGGUGCACCUGUCUCGUGACAUCCAAAGGACCCGAUUCGGCUUGGAUAGCCUGGAGGAUGCUAUGGCCAUCCGGGAUCUCGUCUUCUGGUAUGCCAAGAAUCUACCGGCUGAGAGUCUGCCACGUGACAAGAUGUUUGACAUUGACCAUGAACGUUGGCUAUGGUGGGAUGUAAGUAAGGGAUGGUCUCCAGCUGACAGCCUAGAUCCCCAAGCUGGCGAGCAGGAGCUCAAGACGUUUUGCCGUAUCGGGAUCAAUGAUGAAGAAGACCAGUGGCCAAAGCCACCCAGCACGGCUCAAGCUCGCCACAACAAUGCUUAUGGAAGAAAUGCAUGGUGA
Messenger RNA from Penicillium verhagenii, 1395 nucleotides. RefSeq lists its product as uncharacterized. Lineage: Eukaryota; Fungi; Ascomycota; Eurotiomycetes; Eurotiales; Aspergillaceae. The record is from RefSeq and is a predicted model, not a curated record. Gene Ontology annotation, biological process: ribosomal large subunit assembly; rRNA processing. The transcript has 3 exons. Gene Ontology annotation, molecular function: nucleic acid binding; exonuclease activity. The coding region runs from base 1 to 1395 and encodes 464 amino acids. Gene Ontology annotation, cellular component: nucleus.